Molecule: messenger RNA, 1606 nt
Organism: Callorhinus ursinus (northern fur seal)
Lineage: Eukaryota; Metazoa; Chordata; Mammalia; Carnivora; Otariidae
Gene: TBX5
Product: T-box transcription factor 5
Biological process (GO): pattern specification process; cell fate specification; regulation of transcription by RNA polymerase II
Cellular component (GO): chromatin; nucleus
Molecular function (GO): RNA polymerase II cis-regulatory region sequence-specific DNA binding; DNA-binding transcription factor activity, RNA polymerase II-specific
Source: RefSeq, a predicted model, not a curated record
AUGGCCGACGCAGACGAGGGCUUUGGCCUGGCGCACACACCCCUGGAACCUGACUCAAAGGAUCUGCCCUGCGACUCCAAGCCCGAGAGCACGCUAGGGGCCCCCAGCAAAUCCCCGGCGUCCCCACAGGCUGCCUUCACCCAGCAGGGCAUGGAAGGGAUCAAGGUGUUUCUCCACGAAAGAGAGCUGUGGCUGAAAUUUCACGAAGUAGGAACGGAAAUGAUCAUAACCAAGGCUGGGAGGCGGAUGUUUCCCAGUUACAAAGUGAAGGUGACAGGCCUUAAUCCCAAAACGAAAUACAUUCUCCUCAUGGACAUUGUUCCGGCCGAUGACCACAGAUACAAGUUUGCAGAUAAUAAGUGGUCUGUGACGGGCAAAGCAGAGCCCGCCAUGCCGGGCCGUCUUUACGUGCACCCGGACUCGCCAGCCACGGGGGCGCAUUGGAUGCGGCAGCUGGUCUCCUUCCAGAAACUCAAGCUCACCAACAACCACCUGGACCCAUUCGGGCACAUUAUUCUAAAUUCCAUGCACAAAUACCAGCCCAGAUUACACAUCGUAAAGGCGGAUGAAAAUAAUGGAUUUGGCUCAAAAAAUACUGCGUUCUGCACCCACGUCUUUCCUGAGACGGCGUUUAUCGCGGUGACUUCCUACCAGAACCACAAGAUCACCCAAUUAAAGAUUGAGAAUAAUCCCUUCGCCAAAGGAUUCCGGGGUAGUGAUGACAUGGAGCUGCACAGAAUGUCAAGAAUGCAAAGUAAAGAAUAUCCUGUGGUUCCGAGGAGCACAGUAAGACAAAAAGUAGCCUCCAACCACAGUCCUUUCAGCAGUGAGCCUCGAGCUCUCUCUGCUUCAUCCAACUUGGGGUCCCAGUACCAGUGCGAGAAUGGUGUGUCCGGCCCCGCCCAGGACCUCCUGCCCCCACCCAACCCAUACCCACUGCCCCAGGAGCACGGUCAGAUUUACCAUUGCACCAAGAGGAAAGAUGAAGAAUGUUCCACCACGGACCAUCCCUACAAGAAGCCCUACAUGGAGACGUCGCCCAGUGAGGAGGACCCUUUCUACCGCUCCGGCUACCCCCAGCAGCAGGGCCUGAGCGCCUCCUACAGGACAGAGUCCGCCCAGCGGCAGGCCUGCAUGUAUGCCAGCGCCGGGCCGCCCAGCGAGCCGGUGCCCAGCCUGGAGGACAUCAGCUGUAACACGUGGCCCAGCAUGCCUUCCUACAGCAGCUGCACGGUCACCACGGUGCAGCCCAUGGACAGGCUCCCCUACCAGCACUUCUCGGCCCACUUCACCUCGGGGCCCCUGGUCCCCCGGCUGGCUGGCAUGGCCAACCACGGCUCCCCGCAGCUCGGAGAGGGAAUGUUCCAGCACCAGACCUCCGUGGCCCACCAGCCUGUGGUCAGGCAGUGUGGGCCUCAGACUGGCCUGCAGUCCCCCGGCGGCCUGCAACCGUCCGAGUUCCUCUAUUCUCACGGCGUGCCACGGACCCUGUCCCCGCACCAGUAUCACUCGGUGCACGGCGUUGGCAUGGUGCCAGAGUGGAGUGAGAACAGCUAAAGUGAGGACUGCUUCCUCACAGACAGUUGCUAGAGAGAGAGAGAGAGAG